Molecule: messenger RNA, 2215 nt
Organism: Aspergillus ochraceoroseus IBT 24754
Lineage: Eukaryota; Fungi; Ascomycota; Eurotiomycetes; Eurotiales; Aspergillaceae
Product: Zn(II)2Cys6 transcription factor
Exons: 8
Coding region: 1-2082 (693 amino acids)
Biological process (GO): positive regulation of transcription by RNA polymerase II
Cellular component (GO): nucleus
Molecular function (GO): transcription cis-regulatory region binding; DNA-binding transcription factor activity, RNA polymerase II-specific; zinc ion binding
Source: RefSeq, a predicted model, not a curated record
AUGACCGUCAUCGGUUCAGAGAUGUCCAGUCGAAGAGGCCAGUCAUCGAGGAAACGUCCUCUCCGCUUGCCAACAAUUGCUCCCAAAGAUGAAAUCAUCUCGUUGACUUCCACCACCUGUUCCGUCCAACCCUCCAUCAGACCUACAAUUAUACAGUCUCGUCUGCGCUUCCCUCCUCGAUCUCGGACUGGUUGCUGGUACGUCUGCUUGAGUCGCAAAAUAAAAUGUGACGAGGUCCAUCCCCAAUGUAAUCAAUGCGCACGCCUGGGUCAUGUCUGCGACUAUCAACCCCGGCUCUGUUUUCGGGAUGAUACGCGUCGAGUCAUGGAGCGCAUGCCUGAUGUCAAGACGAAAGGGAAUGCUGUCUGGGAUCCCAAUCAACCCAUUCGCAACAGACACCAUUCGAACUCCGAUUCUAUUCCUUCCGACCUGCUCCCAGCUUUCGCAAAGCUCACGUCAGAUGAGGAUCGGGAAAAGAAAGCGCAGGGGUCGAUUCCGGGCACCUAUCAUGUUAUCGUGAUCCCCGAAAGCUUCUCCCAUCUUCCCGAGUAUACUGAAGAUGUGCUCGAAGCGGUGCCCAGCAACCAGCUCUCGAGCCCCGUUUCUGACUAUAGUGCCCACGAUCCAACCGACGACGUCUCACCAUCCGAAGAUCCCAAUGUCGUCAUCUUGCAUCGAUUCCGCGACUCUCGAAAACAGGCAUACCCCAUCCGUCGGACCGCCACACAUUCCCCGGACUCCGAUCUAGGUUCCUCCACCCUGUCCGCCGUCUCAAUGUACGCUGCCCUACAAGAUAUCGCCGAGGAUCAAGGUUCGGAAAGCGUGGUCGACCUCCGCAACUACGAAAUUGCCCUCCUCGAUCACUUCCAGAACACCCUAUGGAUGCAUCUGAUCCCCGGAGGAGACGGCUAUCUGGGGGCAAAUGUCUUCGAACAAGAGGCUUCCAAUUUCCCUCCACUUUUCCAUGCGAUGAUAGGCCUGUCAGCUCUCAAUCUCAUUCGUCAAGGAAACAGUCAAACUCCGGGUAAUUUACAAUACUACCAACAUACCUUGCCUCCGCUACAGAACAGUCUUCAGAACUGUGAAGACCUCUUAUCUGAUGGGCUCUUCCUCACCCAUUUCUUACUACUGAUCUACGAGGUUGCAUUUGCGAAACCCAACAGCGGCUCCAACCUCUGGUCCCAUCAUAUGUCCCGAUUACUCCAUCUAUCAUUAUUACGACAAUCACUUCCCGCGCGAGAACGAUAUCCUUAUAUUAUAUGGUGGAUUAGCCACAUCGAUCUGUAUGCGCUCUUCAGCGGCGCUGGCACAGGAGAGUAUGUAAAAGUGGCUCUGGAGAAUCAUUUGCUCCCCCAAGCGGAAUGCCUUCUGUACCCAGUGGGGCCUGAAGGCACAAGCAUGGUCUACCCUGAUGAAUAUGAUACCCUUCCCUUGAUUAUGCGCCUCUACCGUAAUUGUUUCCAGCUAGCAGUGCGUCUUGGGCUUUUGGCCGCCGACAUCAGACGCUCCAAGGCCCAAGGUCUUGAUCCACAUACCGAAUCACUCCAUCAGGAGUUGGAGGGGUUGCGCGCCGAACUCCGAAGGCUGUGGGACUCUCCCGAGGCGCGAUUCUUGGUCCAGAACCAGUCGACUUUACCCAAACGAUCUCAGAAUAGCUUGCGACAGCUAUCUGUACUUUUCCAUACAUCGCUUCUUUACUCCUACACCAGUCUCUGGCGCGGACAAAGUUUUCACGUCGGCAUUGAACUGGAUAAGGAAAGCCAUCACCAUACAGAGGUCAUCCUGCAACUGGCAGAGACAAUGCUCGCGCAGGGCCGUCAGAACGGUCCCCUCUUCAUCACCUUCCCCGUCUUCCUGGCUGGCGCCGUCACGACCUCGAGCGGACUCAAGAUGAUGGCGCUGGAAUUACUAGCCAACAUAGGCGAAACCGAAAUGGGUUACGACGCCGGAACAACGUGCUCGAUGCUUCAGGUCCUUUGCGAAGUCCAUAUGCAGCACUCCCGCAGCGGUGGGUACAUGCAGGAGAUCGAUUGGAUCGAAGUCACCGCGAACCAGGGAUUCCAGCUCGUGAACUAUGGAUGACACGACCCUUGGGAGGGUAUAUAUACUAUACGAUUAGUGACGGGUUCAUGAUUUGUACGGGGGCAUAAUUGCAUUGUUAAUCUUUUUCCUAUGAUCUGUGUCAAUAUAGUGAUGAAUGAAUAUCUAUAAUUCC